Messenger RNA from Ochotona curzoniae (black-lipped pika), 1512 nucleotides. RefSeq names its product reeler domain containing 1 (gene REELD1). NCBI's taxonomy places the organism in Eukaryota, Metazoa, Chordata, Mammalia, Lagomorpha, Ochotonidae. The transcript has 6 exons. The record is from RefSeq and is a predicted model, not a curated record. Gene Ontology annotation, molecular function: oxidoreductase activity, acting on metal ions. Bases 1 to 1512 code for a protein of 503 amino acids.
AUGAGAGUCCUGGCCUCUCUUGCAAGCUGGACUUGUGCCACCCUCUGCCUGGCUUCCACCUUGUCCGCCUUUUCCCAUGGUGCCGGCACUGGGGCCUGUGAAGACAUGCAUCCCAGACAUAUUGGAGCACCGCCUCAGCGUUCCAGAAGCCCGCACAUCACCAUCCAUACUGGCAGGUCUUCCUACUCUCCAGGAGAUGAGGUUUCAGUGACCGUGAGAAGCAGUCGUGAUUUCAUGGGCUUUCUGCUGCAAGCCCGAAAAGUGUCUGAUCAUCAAGUGGCUGGCACAUUCGUCUUCAUCCCUCCUCGUUCUAAACAGAUGACUUGUUCUGCAGCAGCCGACGCAGUCACCCACUCCGACAAGUCCCCAAAGAGAAACCUCUCGUUUGUGUGGAAGGCUCCUUCCCAGCCCGUGGGGGACAUCAGAUUCCUUUUAUCAGUGGUCCAGUCCUAUUUCAUUUACUGGGCAAGGAUUGAGUCAUCUAUUGUGUCUCAACAUACACAGAGCAGAGGUGAUUCAAGCGACCACAUGGAGCCCAGAUUUUUGAUGCCCACCCCUCGGCAGAGACCAGAUGAUACAGAAGCAAUUGCCUCAGCUCCCAGUGCCCCCACGACCCUUCCUCAGCAGCGCGCAGAUGUCUUAGCUGUUAUCUUUACUGGAACUGUGGAAGAAGAUAGCCUAUAUCCUGUUCAUACCAGCACUUGGAUGACUGAGUUUCCUGGGGAGGCAGAUACUCUGUCCCAACCAUCUCCAUACACGGUGACUGCAGGCAGUGAUGGGCAGCAACAUCUCAGAGACAGCAUCCCACUCCCAGAACCAUCCCUGGAUGUCCGUGAGCUGGAGCAGCAUAUGACCCCCAGGAGAUUCUCUCCAGAGGAUUUUGCUUCCAGCUUGAGCACCCACCAUGGGGCUGAGAAUGAUCCAAGCUUUGAUUCCUUGGGCACUUGCCUUUCCUCAGAUAUGGAUACACAGGACAAGACAGAGGAUUCUAAUAGAACUGGGACAAGGCUGCCUCUGGCCAGUGUCACGCUCACCUAUCCUCAGUACCUCUGGCCUUCUGAAACCUUCACUGGGAAUGAAGCUACCAUCAAGCCAACCCCUGUCUUCCGUACCUCCUGCACUGCCAAGGCACCCAUGCCUUCUGCCAGCUUCUUACCUCAGUUGAAGCUUGAGGAGCCCAGAGUCAAAGAGAACAAGGGAAAGGUUGGCAUGGGAACCCCUAGGAAGACCAACCUCAGACCAGAGGUUGGGAUAGAAGGAGGCAGUGCUCCUUUGGGGAUCCAGCUCAGAACUUCCCAGCUGGGAAUCUUGCUCUGCCUGUCAGCUACCCUGGGAAUGGUCCUGGCUGCGGGAAUUUGCUAUCUGCACACCCAGUGUUACCGCAAGCGGACUCAAGUGUCUCUGAGGGAACCUGCUGCAGAAGCUGUUGUAGGGAGUGAUGGUGGUGAGCCGGUGCAUGUCAGGAAGACUGGGGAGAACAGUUUUGUUCUGGCUCAAGCAGACUACAAGUAG